This is a messenger RNA of Gambusia affinis (western mosquitofish), 1007 nucleotides long. Its product is annotated as phosphatidylinositol 3-kinase regulatory subunit gamma-like. The transcript has 2 exons. The coding region runs from base 717 to 953 and encodes 78 amino acids. The record is from RefSeq and is a predicted model, not a curated record. NCBI's taxonomy places the organism in Eukaryota, Metazoa, Chordata, Actinopteri, Cyprinodontiformes, Poeciliidae.
UCUGGUCUAAUCCGCAGCGUUUCCGAUCCUCCAUCUUUACAUUUAAUGGAUUUCUUCCUAAAAUCCGAGCCGCUGCGGACUCACAGGAAGCGGCUUUCCCCGCAUUUCCUCCCGGCCCCGCAGCUCCAACACUUCAGCUCAGCUGCGGGAUGAAGUGAGUGAACAGAUGCUGCAGCCGUCCCGCCCCGAGCCGCCGGUGUUCCCGCAGACAGCAGGAGGAGGAGGAGGAGGGACUCUGACAUCAUUACCGCAGCUCUGCCCCGCAUUGAGCGGGCUGCCAGUCUGCGGGGCUGCAGGCGCUGCUGCUCUGUGUUUGCGGGUUUAGCGCUGUGUUUGCGGGUUUAGCGCUGUGUUUGCGGGUUUAGCGCUGUGUUUGCGGGUUUAGCGCUGUGUUUGCGGGUUUAGCGCUGUGUUUGCGGGUUUGCGGUUCCUGCCUCUGGUUACUCUGACAGCCUGAAAUCUGAAUUUGAUCUUUUCAGAAGGAGGAAAGUCCUGCACUGCGGCCUCUUCCUGCUCCUCAGUCUGCUGGAGCCUCUCCAUCUGGACCAGACCAGUGAUGACUGAAACUUUCCUCUGCAGGAUUCUUUUCACUUUAGGAUCUCAGUUUCUACCUAAGGGCUUUGACUAGACCUUUCAGAUUGGCUCAGCAGCAUCUCCAGCUUCACCUCAAGAAGUUCAGGAAGUCUCCUCCGUCUCAGGAUUAAUCCGUUUCUGCCAUGGCUGCUGGGAGUUUCUGGACCCGGACGCUCUGUGAGCUCAGCGGGGAGGACCGGAACCUGCAGCUGUGUGUCCCGCCGGCGGACCCCGUGCCGCUGGGUGGCUCUGCAGCCGGGCUGGAGGAGCAGCAGGGGACCCUGCAGCCUCCAGCUUUUCCACGGCUUCACAUCAAAGCCCGACUUGCUGCUGCAGCUUUGAGAGACCAGUUACAGCCCGCAGGAGGAAGAGGAGCAUGAUGAAGAUUGUAGGACAAAUUUAGAAGUCCAGACCCAGAGGAACUCCUUCAUGGA